CCAAGUAGCAGGUGAAAUAUCGGUUUCCAUCCAGUGUUACAAAAUGAAUAUGUACGCUGUGCCCAGCCCGGGAAUGCCAGGCUGUCCACCGGGAUUAGAAUACCUCACUCAGGUGGAUCAACUACUCAUCAAACAGAAAGUUGAACUUGUUGAAGCUCUUGUUGGUUUCGAAAGCAACAACAAGUAUGAAGUACGUAACGUCAUGGGUCAGAAUGUGUUCUACGCAGUAGAGGAGAAUGACUGUCUGAGUCGACAGUGUUGUGGUCCCAUGCGUUCCUUCACCAUCCACGUCCUCGACAAUUUUGGACAAGAAGUCAUUACCGUCACCAGGCCCCUUAAGUGCAUGUCUUGCUUCUUCCCUUGUUGUCUACAAGAGCUGGAGGUGCAGGCUCCCCCAGGUAACACAGUGGGGUACAUUAUACAACAGUGGCACCCGUUCUCGCCUAAAUUCAUCGUUGCUAAUGAACACAGGGAGCCUGUACUGAAGAUCCAUGGGCCCUUCUGUGGAUGGAGCUGCCUUCCAGAUGUUGACUUUGAGGUUUUGACAAUGGAUGAAGUCAGUAAGAUCGGGAAAAUCAGUAAGCAGUGGACAGGACUUCUACGGGAAGCAUUCACAGACUCAGACAACUUUGGCAUCCAGUUUCCCAUGGAUCUGGAUGUGAAAAUGAAGGCUGUUAUGAUUGGUGCAUGUUUUCUCAUUGAUUUCAUGUUCUUUGAGACCACUAACUAGGAGCCAAACAGGAUUCCUAUGUAAGCAUACAACAUUCCUGGAAGAACAAGGCCAUAAAGCCAUGAUGAUCAGUCUCAAAUGCCCUAAUAUAAGGACAACCUUCAAAUGGAUAGUUAAACGAAAGUACCAGAAGGUACCUAAAUGUUAUAAUUUUGCAUGAACGAUGAAAUAGGAGGUUUGUUUUAGUCUUAGCUGCUCAGGUUGGUUGUAAGAACACGUCACUGAAUACAGAUCUGGUCAGGGCUGUGAGAACACAGCACAGUGUUUUUAGACAAGCUCUUCUUUUGUGUUUACAUUUCUGUCCUGGAGUCUAUCCCGGUCCAGAAGCCUCAGAUACUAGAGGGAUGACUUCGAUGUGUAAGUACAUUUAAAGGGAACACCUUUACAGGCAAGUGCUGAAAGACGGGUGUCAUUAUGAUUUGAGAAAAUGGCACUCGUGUCAUUUGGUGAUAUUGAUAAAGAUGUUAAUUUAACUUCAACACUAUGCUUGUAGCUGUAUUGUGUGAUAACUGAAGGACUUGUUUAAUGUAGUAAUUUAUAGUUCAGAUAUUUAAAGCCCCUAUUUAUUGAUUUAUAUUUUGGUAUGUUAACAAUAUGUCAACAUAGAGCUAUGUAUGUUUGGGCACUGCUUUGUGCGUGUGUUUGUGUGUCUGUGUGCUAUGAGUAUACUUGUGUUUGUUUUAAAUGAAACUAACAUAGGAUGCAAACUAAUGUUUUUGACGCCAUAAUAAUUAUGGACUGUUAGCUCUGUAGAAAGGUUGUUUUUUGGAAGUGGACACGGUUAAAGCGUCUACUGUCCCAGUCUUGUCCACAAGAGGGAGCUAGGUUUUCAUUUAAGAGUAACCCAACACAGCCCGAAUAUACAAACUCAAUACCCGCUUAUGCCAUAAGUUUUUAUUAAAAUAUUACCGUCUGAUGACAUUGUAUAUUUUUGGACAAACUCAGGUUGAAAUGCAUGCUAUUGUAAUAUAGUGUUGGCAUCUGCUGCCCCAGGAAUGACACCUGCAACUUAUACUAUGAAUAUAAAAGUUGAUCAAUAUUUUGGAGGAAGUUUUGUACAUUAUGACGUUUUCUUUUACAUACCCUCAUGUUGCAUACAUGGAUCUAUUUCACUGUUACAUUACACAUGGUAUUUUGGCUUCACAUGUUGAAAAUACACAAGUUAGGUGAAACAUUAAUUCCUUAUCAAAUCUCCAUUGAUACGGAUGUGCUUCAAUGUGGAAUUCAAUAUGAUUUAAUGAGUGUGGCAAUCAGUCUUAUCAUGGAUGAUACACUGUAAAGUAAAAGUAUUGUAGCACAGACAUAAUCAAUGUGCUACAUCAACUUUAGGGCCAUUAAGAGCUUGCUUGUAACACCAUGAGAAAAAGUGUUUUCCUAUCUAUAUAUGCGGUAUGUGGUUAAGGUACAGAAGAUGUUAAAGUGAAAAAAAAGAAAAAUCACAAGUCUUUUUUUUCAACACAUAUUAAAGUCGUAUGUUUAUUUUUUAUGGAAAAUGUUACAAAUUACGAACCUUUUUUUUUCCAGUGAAAUCACAAUUUUUUCUUGUUUUACUCUUGUUUGUAAAUUUAGCCUACCAUAAAUGGAUUUAUCUUAAUUUGCUUUUAAGACUUAAGAUAUGAUCAAGGACUUUUUGCAGUCUAUUCUGUUUUCAUGGCUUAAAUCAUUGAUAAAGUACUCAAUUUAAGUGAAUCCAACUUGCGUUCUUUCUGUUAAGAUUAGGUGGAUCAUUUGGCACGUGCUGUUGGUAGAAUAGUAUAAGAUGCUGGUGCUACAUCCUCUGAAGGCUCUUUGAUUGUAUUUAAAAGCCAAAAAGUUACAUUGGAAUGUGGCACAAAGGGAAUUUAGCCAUUCCCACACAGUCCUAUAUUUAAAACACAGUUAAAAUACUUAUUCUUCUACUUUUGCACUACUACUGUGAACUAAUAAACCAUUUAAUCAUCCAAUGAAUGCAAACAAACUCUGUGAGCUGAGCUUCAGUUGUGCAAAUAGUCCAUGGAAUCACUUCAAUAAAAAAGUAAUAUUG
Scomber scombrus (Atlantic mackerel) is the source of this 2753-nucleotide messenger RNA. RefSeq names its product phospholipid scramblase 1. Bases 44 to 730 code for a protein of 228 amino acids. The record is from RefSeq and is a predicted model, not a curated record. Gene Ontology annotation, biological process: plasma membrane phospholipid scrambling. NCBI's taxonomy places the organism in Eukaryota, Metazoa, Chordata, Actinopteri, Scombriformes, Scombridae. Gene Ontology annotation, molecular function: phospholipid scramblase activity. The transcript is spliced from 7 exons. Gene Ontology annotation, cellular component: plasma membrane.